AUGAACACUUUCAACAAGCCUUUUUCUUCUCCAUACUCAGAAACAUAUAAUCGACAAUGGAGAAAUCAUCCCAACUUUAGUUGGAGAGAUGAUAAUCGUGUUCAUUUAUCACAACCUCAAGGGCUUUCAAAAUUUCCUUCUUUUCCACCACCACAAUCAAAAACUCUUGAGGAAACAUUGCAGUCUUUUAUGCAAGGACAAGCAAAUAUUAAUAAUCAAACUUCACAAGCCAUCAAUGAAAUCAAGAACACACUUUCUUCAUUGACCUCUUCUUUAUGUUCUCAAGAGAAAGGCAAAUUUUCUGCUCAACCUCAACCAAAUCCUUCUGGGCAAUUUAAAGUAAAUGCUUCUAGUUCUUCUGAAAGUCAACAAGGAAAUGCCAACUCCAUCACGACUCUUAGUAGUGGAAAAAUUAUUGACAAAACCAUCCCUUCAAAAGAACUAAAAUCGGGUGGGACUUCAAAGCAAGAAAAUGACGUUUCCAAAAGUGAGAAAAAAAUCAUUUCUGAACCUAUUGUUGAAAAAUGUCCCAUUACAGCUCCAUUUCCUCAACGAUUGCAACCAAUUUCAAAACUCAACCAUAAUUCCGAAAUUUUUGAACUUUUCAAACAAGUCAAAAUUAACAUACCAUUAUUGGAUGCAAUCAAACAAGUUCCUUCAUAUGCAAAAUUUUUAAAUGACUUGUGCACUGUCAAGAGGAAACUUAAUGUUCAACAGAAAGCAUUUUUGACAGAGAAUGUGAGCUCAAUCAUUCAACAAAACACUCUACCUAAAUUCAAAGAUCCUGGUUGUCCAACAAUUUCUUGUGUGAUUGGGAAUAAUAGGAUAGAGCAUGCUUUGCUUGAUCUUGGUGCUAGUGUUAAUCUAUUACCUUUUUCUGUAUAUGAGCAACUUGGUUUGGGAGAGCUUAAACCAACAGCAACAACACUUCAACUUGCUGAUCCUUCAGUAAAAGUUCCAAGAGGGGUUAUAGAAGAUGUUCUAGUUCAAAUUGAUAAAUUCUAUUAUCUUAUUGAUUUUAUAGUUUUGGACACACAUCCUGUUUUAAAUUCAAAUGCACGAAUACUUGUCAUUUUAGGACGUCCCUUUCUUGCUACUUCAAAUGCGUUGAUAAAUUGUAGAAAUGGUAUCUUGAAACUCUCUUUUGGAAAUAUCACUAUGGAAAUGAAUAUUUUUAACAUUUGCAAGCAACAUGGAGAUACAGAUGAUUUGCAGGAAGUAGAUCUUAUUGAACAACUUGUUGAUGAUCAGUUUAUCGUUACAUCUUCAUCUGAUGCGCUAGAAUUUUAA
This is a messenger RNA of Olea europaea var. sylvestris, 1290 nucleotides long. RefSeq lists its product as uncharacterized. The transcript has a single exon. Bases 1 to 1290 code for a protein of 429 amino acids. Lineage: Eukaryota; Viridiplantae; Streptophyta; Magnoliopsida; Lamiales; Oleaceae. The record is from RefSeq and is a predicted model, not a curated record.